CCCUUUUUUUAGGCUCCGCCCUUUCGCCGAGGGGAGUUCGGGAGAGGCUGCUGCGCAGCAACCGGAGGAGGAAGAGGAGGAGGAGGAGGAAGGAGCAGCAGCAGCAGCACAAGCGACGACCACCGGCUCCGGCACCCCAGCGGAGGCGACCCUCCCUUUCGCAGGCACCCUCAGCAGCAGCAGCCGCCGCCCCGGGGCGGCUCAGGAGGGGCAGGCCCAGGCCCGACCGCCGCCACCAUGGUGAAGAUCGCUUUCCAGUCGCCCUUCGCCCACAAGGACGAGCCCAAGAAGGAGGCGGCCGAGGCCUUGGUGGCCGAGAAGGAUCCGGAGAUUGCGACACACACCCACGAACACUCGUCCGGAAAAUGUCUUCUGACACUCCUUGGUCUUGCCUUCAUCUUGGCAGGAGUGGUUGUCGGCGGAGCCUGCAUCUAUAAGUUUUUCAUGCCAAGGCACAAAGUAUUCCGUGGACAAAUGUGCUACGUGGGAGAGGAAAAUCAAGAUCGGGUGGCCGAGCCCUACUUCUUGCCCAUUGCUGAAGAGGCUGAUAUUCGUGAGGCUGACAACAUCGCCAUAAUUGACGUCCCUGUUCCGAAAUUCUCUGACAGUGAUCCUGCAGCUAUUGUUCAUGAUUUUGACAGGCUCCUCACAGCCUACCUUGAUCUGCAGCUUGGCAACUGCUAUGUGAUCCCUCUGAAUACUUCCAUUGUUAUGCCCCCACGGAAUCUGAUGGAUCUCUUUGCAAAAUUAGCGACUGGUUCUUACUUGCCUCAGACCUACCUUGUGCGAGAAGAAAUGGUUGUGACAGAAGAGAUUGAUGAUGUGUCCGAUCUGGGGAUUUUCAUUUACCAGCUUUGCGUUGGGAAGGAAACUUUUAGACUCCAGCGCAGAGAUAAGAUCAUCGGCCUCCAGAAACGUUCAGCCGAAAAAUGCCACACAAUCCGGCACUUUGAAAACCUGUUUGUUGUUGAAACCAAGAUCUGUCAGCAGUGAAAAGUACCACGCGGCAGAGUGACAAUCACGCAUCUUCAUUAAGAAGUCCAAGCUUUACAUCUUUAAAACUUCAGAAUUAAAAUGUGCAGUGAUAAUCAAAAGCCUUAUGCUUUUUUUUGUGAAUUGCUUAGAUUAAAAAACGAAAAGCAAACUCCAGAUUCAUCAUAGGGGUUUUUUUUUGUUCUUUGAUUCCCUGGUGCUGCUGAAUUUUCCAGAUAACCAAUUUUGAAUAGAAACUAACACGUUAACGGAUCGCCUCUUCUCCCCUGUAUCUGUUUCAGACUGUUUUAAAAGUGAAAGCUUAAGUCCUGCAUAGAAAUAUAAUUGCUAUCUUACUCUUCACAAAAUGAUGAUGAAAACAAUUCAUUAUACUCUGGUUUGCACAUUUUUGCUUAAACCUGUAAAAUUUUUCUGCACCUGAUCUCCUGAUAGGGGGGAAAAUAGCAUCAAGACUUUAUUUGAAAUUCAUGUGUGAAGCAUGUAUUCUUUAACCUUGGUAAUCGUUGGCUAACAUGGCUUUUUUUUUUCCUUUUGUGCAAUUACUGUAUUGAAUUUGUAUGUAUAUUUGGAACCUUCCCUAAGCUGAUCUUGCUCCUUUUUUUUUUCUCUUCUUAGUUUUCGUUUUGUGAUACUUAGUUGUCUCUCUAAGCACAGUUACUCCUUAAAAGCUUUUAUGUUAAUAUUUUGUUGCUUAGUAGUUUCAACAUCUUAAAUUACGAGCUUACGAGUAAUGACAGCUGGAUUUGGCCCAGUUGUCCAUGUUUCUGUAGCUAUAAAUUCCCUUUGAGUCUAUCUUAUAAAACUUUUAGAGCAGAACUUCUUAUAUGCAAGGCGAGACUCUUGCACAGUCCGUGCAGAGGACUGUGGAACACGGUGGUAAAAGGAUUGCUAGUGAGCUGAUAAGUGUUUUAUAAGGGACUUUAUAUUUCACACAAUCCUGCAACCCUCUAAUAAAUGUUUCUUUAAGACUG
Pogona vitticeps (central bearded dragon) is the source of this 1964-nucleotide messenger RNA. It is a transcript of the gene ITM2A, whose product is annotated as integral membrane protein 2A. Gene Ontology annotation, biological process: negative regulation of amyloid precursor protein biosynthetic process. The record is from RefSeq and is a predicted model, not a curated record. Gene Ontology annotation, cellular component: extracellular exosome; Golgi apparatus; plasma membrane. Gene Ontology annotation, molecular function: amyloid-beta binding. NCBI's taxonomy places the organism in Eukaryota, Metazoa, Chordata, Lepidosauria, Squamata, Agamidae.